ACAACGCCUUUAGUUAGAAGCCAAGACGCUAAAGAAAAACUCAUAAAUAUUCUCAAAUCAAUUCCAAUUUCCUCUUCUAGAAAACCAAUACAUCUAAACCAAAAACCUCCUUUUACCAUUUUAAUUUUUCCUAUAUUUUUAUCAUAGUUUCCAUGCACCAAACGUAACAAACUUUUCACCUCUCUCACCUUUUUUUCCACUCCAAUAUUCUCCAAAUCCAUUCAUCUUCACACAAGCAACAUCAUGUUAACCAAACAACAUGAAAUUAAACUACCAAUGUUCCAAACUUUGUUUCUCAUGUUUUUCUACAUCACCGUUCCUGUAAUGAUCAACGGCGUUGAAUCGAGAAAACUUGACGAGACAACAAUGCCUACAACAAACGACACUGAUGUAAAGUGUGCACCGUCAUGUGGUGGCUACGCUCCACCGCCGCCUCCGCCUCCACAAAACUGUCCCCCGCCACCCUCACCACCACCGCCGUCUCCAAAGAAACCACCCUCGCAGAAUUGUCCCCCACCACCCUCCCCAUCCUCCUACUUAUACAUAACCGGACCUCCUGGAAACUUGUAUCCCAUCGAUGAGAAUUUCAGCGGAGUUAACCACCGCCAUCACCGCAGCCUCGCCGUAGUAUUGUUGUCGCUCGCGGUUGCUUUUUGGGGCGUGAUUACGGUGGAAGGAUAUAUUUCACAGUUUCUGUAAUUUCAUAGUUGAUUAAGAGUAUCGAAAUUUUACAGAAGGUAACAUGAAAAUUAUGUAUUCAGUGAUUAGUAUAUUUGAGAUGUUAUGUUAUGUUCUGUUUCUGUUCUAUAUUAUGUAAUCACGUUUUGUUUCAUAUUAACCAUUUAAGAUUAAAAUGCUA
Lathyrus oleraceus (garden pea) is the source of this 859-nucleotide messenger RNA. RefSeq names its product probable pathogenesis-related protein ARB_02861. The record is from RefSeq and is a predicted model, not a curated record. The transcript has a single exon. Lineage: Eukaryota; Viridiplantae; Streptophyta; Magnoliopsida; Fabales; Fabaceae. Bases 244 to 699 code for a protein of 151 amino acids.